Molecule: messenger RNA, 2515 nt
Organism: Frankliniella occidentalis (western flower thrips)
Lineage: Eukaryota; Metazoa; Arthropoda; Insecta; Thysanoptera; Thripidae
Gene: CDC50
Product: cell cycle control protein 50A
Exons: 8
Coding region: 290-1402 (370 amino acids)
Cellular component (GO): endoplasmic reticulum; Golgi apparatus; plasma membrane
Source: RefSeq, a predicted model, not a curated record
AGUGAGAAGGCUGUGAAGUUUAUGAUAAAAAAUUAUUUAUGUACGACUGACAUUCUUAUCUGUCAAUGCGUCAAUGUGCCUCGUGUGUUUCGGAAAGAAUAUCUCAGAAAUAAAUGCGUGUUGUUCACCUUCAGAUUUUUCUUCGUAGGUGGAAUGUCAGCUGAAUCUUAUUAAUUUCUGAAGACAUAUAUUUAUGAUGAACCAUUGAAGUAUGUCGAAGGACAACAAAUCUGGUUGAAGGGUUGGGUAAAGUAAAAAUUCUUCAUUGAAACUUUGAAUUUAAAAAAUCAUGUCUACUUCAACAACUCCGGCAACCCCUGAUAGUCUCUCCAAGUCAAAGAGACCUUCUGAUAGUGCAUUCAAACAGCAAAGACUUCCAGCAUGGCAGCCUAUACUUACUGCCGGUACAGUACUCCCUACGUUCUUUGUUAUUGGCAUAGCCUUUAUUCCUGUCGGUGUCGUCCUUCUCCAUUUCUCAGAUAAGGUGCAGGAGAUUACUAUUGACUACACAGAUUGCAACAGUACUUCUCCGGGUGUGCCACAGAAGUGCUCAGAUAUUUUGCAAUCAGAAAAGCACUGUGAGUGCAAAUUGGAGUUCAAACUAGAGCAUGACUUUGAAGGGAAAGUUUAUAUGUAUUAUGGUCUCACAAAUUUUUAUCAAAACCACCGUCGCUAUGUGAAGUCAAGAGAUGACAACCAGCUGUUGGGUAGACUGAGCACAACUCCUGCAUAUGAUUGUAUGCCAUUUAAUUACAACAACAAUGUCUCUGGAGAGCCUCCUAAACCAAUUGCACCCUGUGGAGCAAUAGCCAAUUCUCUCUUCAGUGAUAACCUAACCAUCAUCAAUCAGAAUGGAGACUUAGUACCUCUCAAUAAAACUGGAAUUGCUUGGAAUUCUGAUAAGAAUCAUAAAUUCCGCAAUCCAAAGCUAGACCCUGAUGAGCCUGACAAAUUUUCGGCUCUGGAGAAAGCAUUCAAAGGGUAUGCAAAGCCUAAUUUGUGGCAGAAAAAUGUUUGGGAGCUAGAUCUUGAGGACCCUGAUAACAAUGGCUUCCAAAAUGAAGAUCUCAUUGUGUGGAUGCGAACAGCUGCUCUGCCAACAUUCCGCAAGUUGUACAGGCGCAUUGAUCACAGUAAAGUAGGUUACAAGGACGGAUUACCUAAAGGAAACUACACACUCCGAGUAGAAUACAAUUAUCAGGUUGCCUCAUUCGAUGGAAGGAAAAGAAUGAUACUCUCUACCAUAUCACCACUGGGAGGUAAAAAUCCAUUUUUAGGCAUUGCAUAUAUUGUUGUUGGCUGCAUUUGUCUCCUGCUUGGUAUUGUUUUCCUUUUCAUCCACAUAAAAUGUGGUAAAAGCACUGCUGAUGUCAUCAAUGUGAAUCCCAGAACUCCAUAUUAAGCAAUGCAUCUGUUAAAAAAGACUAGCAGUGGUCUAUGCUUUUCUAAAUGUUGCUUAAAUUUUAGCUUUUUAUUUUCCAUUAUUUUCAUAUGGACUUAUUUUGGGAGUCUACAAUUCCAUCUCUCCUGUCGGUUUUUAGAGAAGAUUCUCCAACAUCAAUGAAUUAAAAAUACCUAAUUCUUGUAUACUUAAUUUGGGGUACCUUUUGGUGGGAUUGAUAAAGCAAUGUUUGUUGCAGGAUUAUUUCUUUCUUUCCUUUUUUAGGUUCCUAUGGCUAUUUCAUAGCCUAGAUUUUUUUUUUCAAAUCGGAGCACGACGUAGACCUUAAACUGUGUUUACAAUUUCUCUAAACAGUUGACAAGUUACUGCUUGUUCUGUUGCAUAUUUUUUGUGAGACUAUAUUUUCAAACUUUGAUUGCCCUCUUUAUUUAAAAUAGUUUUGUUCUGUAUUUUUACCUUUAUGCUGUACUGUAUUUCAGAAGACUUUAAAUGAAUAUUUUGUGAUCAAGGGCACUGUAGGGCAUGUUUCCCAAUACCAACUAUAUAUUUCAGUACUUAUCAUGGAAGUUUUACACUCUUUUUCUAUCGCCUAUCGCACUGUCAUAUUUUUGUUAUUUUUAGAGAGUUGUUCACAUUAAAGUCUCUAAGGAGGCAAUUCCUAAUUUUAACCUCUUGUCAUGUGUAGUCACGAAUACUUAGUUUGUGUUAGAAGUUUGAAAGCUUAAAAGAACCCACAACUUUUUAAAAUAUAUAUUUUGGUUACAUUAAGAACUAUUGGAAAAAAUCGUUUUCAUCUUUAAAUGGUACAGUGGCUGGAAGAUAAGUUCUUUCAAUAGUAAAUAGAUGAAAGAUAGGAAUACACGUCAAAUCAUUGUCUUUUAGUGAUAGGGUUUUAUUGACAACAUUUACACAUUGUUAUAUUGAAUGAAAAUGUUAUUGCCUGUUAAUUUUGUUAUUCUGUGUUAUGCUAUUAAGAGCUAUAGUUACCUACUUUUAAUUUUGUCUCUGUGAUUUCCUUAUGAUUACUAAAUUGAAUGUGGUUUCUAAGGCAUGAUUAUUAUUAUUUGUAUGUGCUCCAUAAUGUGAUGGCUUUGAAAUAAACCUGAAAGAAUA